Messenger RNA from Nicotiana attenuata, 1932 nucleotides. RefSeq names its product squamosa promoter-binding-like protein 6. Gene Ontology annotation, molecular function: DNA binding. Lineage: Eukaryota; Viridiplantae; Streptophyta; Magnoliopsida; Solanales; Solanaceae. The transcript has 5 exons. Bases 135 to 1658 code for a protein of 507 amino acids. The record is from RefSeq and is a predicted model, not a curated record. Gene Ontology annotation, cellular component: nucleus.
AUAUAAUGCCCUACUAGCAAAGCACCUGUCUCUUUUUCUGUCUUCACUCUUCCCUCUUUCUUUCAAUCUUCCUCUGAAAUCAGUUUGGUGAAAAAUUCACUGCGUACUUUGAGCAACUUUAGUUUCUGCUAGAAAUGGAACCAAUGAACUAUGCAUUGGAAGGAAGAGGCAUUCUGUUUCCUGAUAAUAAUGAAAUGCCAGUUGGUGCACUUGCAAGAAGUAGAAAUAUUGUAAAAGAUUGGAAUUUGAACAACUUUUCUGAUGUUGAUAAAACCAUGUUUGGCACUAUCCAAGAAAUUACUGAAAAUAUAGAAUUUUCGGAAUCAGGAAUUGCUGAUAUUUUGAAGAAAUGUGCCACAAGCAACCAAGGGUCAGAAGGUUUAGGUGCUGAAACAGUUGAUUCUUCUAGAAAGGUGUUAUCUAUUUCUGUAAAUACUUUGGACUCAAUUCUGGGGGAAGUGGAACUUAAAGAGAGAUCUAAUCAUAUUGCAAAUAGGUGUAACGAUCCCAUAUCAUUGCCAGUUGGAUUGAAAUUGGAGCAGUUGGUUGAUCAUAGAGAAGUCAGGAGUAUAUCAUCUUCAAAAGGAAGUUCACUUCUUUCUUUAUUGCCAGCAGAAAAAGCCCGUUCUCAGGAGGAUGACUUGAUUGUUUACAAAGUCAAGAGUAAUUCGUCGUUAAUGGAAAACCCAGCUUUGUCUUCACUGGAACCAUUACUGCUAGGAAAAAGAUCGCGGACCACAAAUGUGGAUUCCCAGGUUCCCCUGUGCCAAGUUUAUGGUUGUAACAAGGACCUGAGCUCCUCAAAAGACUAUCACAAAAGGCACAAAGUGUGUGAUGAACACUCAAAAUCUGCUAAGGUUAUCGUUCAUGGCAUUGAGCAAAGGUUUUGUCAGCAAUGUAGCAGGUUUCACUUGCUGGCAGAAUUUGAUGAAGGUAAACGCAGUUGUCGCAAGCGCCUUGCAGGCCAUAAUGAGCGCCGAAGAAAGCCUCAAUUUGAUACACACUGGGGUUCAAGGUUAUUCGAAAUGACUUCACAAAGGAGGGCGUCAUUUCUUUUUCCUGAAAUACAUCCUGGCAGUUCCUUUAGUCAAGAAAGAUUUGAAGACCAUAGCAAGCACAUCAAAUUGGAAGAAAAGCCGAUCUGCAUCUCUCAAUUAGCUAUGGCAGUGACAAAGAAGCAGUCACCAUUAAAAAGCUUCCAGCAUCCUGUUCGAGCUACAUUUUCGGUUCAAGAAUUAUCUGCAGGGCAAAACUCCACUUGUGCUCUCUCUCUUCUGUCAGCCCACUCACAACACCAUUUACACAACUCAGAAUAUCAUUGUCCUCACCUUAAAAGAGAUCAUAAUCUUCAAAACUUUUGCGGAUUAAGUGCUUCGGGAAGCUUUACAUCAAAUGAAUUAUAUUCAUCUGAAGUAUUUGAAAUAGAUAGGAUCGCCCAAGUUCUUGAUGACAGUCAAGCUGUUUCAACUGAUGAUCUAAGACAAAGACGUGUUCGAAGAUCAAAUUCUAUGAAAUCUAAGCAUGACCUCUCUCCAGAAGAUGGACCAACCGUGGAUUUAGUUCAGUUGUCAUCGCACCUGCAAAGAGUGGAACAGCUGAAAAAUUCUGACCAAGUGAAGCAGGAGAAUGAUAUCUUCCGUUGUUUUACGACCUCAUGAGGAUUAAGAAAGCUGCAAGUGUUAAUAUGAUACCUCAAAGCUUUUGAGAAGAAUAAUCAGGCUGAUACAAGAAUGGUAGCUUUGCCAACAGGUCAAGAGGCAAAGACAGAAUAAUAAAUGGUAGAUGUCUGUAUAAUUUGUAAGUGUCAUUUUAAUUUCUUUGCUGCAUCAAUUGCUCAAUUGUAUAGAACUAUUUUGUGGAAACAACACUGUUUUUUUCGUAGUCAAUAUCACAGUAUAUACUGAUGUUUAAGCAGAAAAUUAUAAACCCUUG